Molecule: messenger RNA, 815 nt
Organism: Miniopterus natalensis
Lineage: Eukaryota; Metazoa; Chordata; Mammalia; Chiroptera; Miniopteridae
Gene: PINLYP
Product: phospholipase A2 inhibitor and LY6/PLAUR domain containing
Cellular component (GO): extracellular region
Molecular function (GO): phospholipase inhibitor activity
Source: RefSeq, a predicted model, not a curated record
AGACUGGACAUGCUGGGCGCUCCCAGGUGGGUCCAGACCCGCCCCUCCUCAGCUUCCUAUAAGUGCUGGGAACCAGGGACUGCUGGGUCACACACCAUGAGGCCCUCCAUGGCACCGAGUGCCUUCCCGCUGGCUUUCACGCUGCUCUGCACCCUGCUGCGUCUGGGGUGCCCCCUAAGCUGCGAGGUGUGCAGGGGCUCCGGGACCACGUGCAGCGGGAAAAUGAAGACUUGCGAGGCCGGCAAGGACGCCUGCGUGGCCAUCGUGGGGGAGUCGAGCACCAAGGGCCGCCACUCAGUGAACACCUACAAGGCCUGCAUGAAGUUCAGCGACUGCUACUCGGGUUUCGUAUCCACCACCAUGGGUCCCAAGGACUACAUGGUGACCAACACAUACUGCUGCCAGAGUGAUGGCUGCAACAACGGCUCAGUGACCCCUCCCCAGAACAAUCGGACUGAGAAUGGCCUCCAGUGUCCUGCGUGCAUCGUACCCUUCCAGGAGACGUGCCCAGGGACCCAGGCAGCCCGCUGUGUUGGCGAGGAAACCCACUGCAUCUACUUCGCUGGCAAUGUGCAGGCUGGUAUCAUCAACACCAGGUUUGCCACCCGAGGCUGUGCUACAGAGAGUGCCUGCAACACCAAGCCUGGGGCCGAGGUGCCCUCAGCCUCCUAUCUCUACUUCCUCCGCCGAGCAGACUGCCUUCCAGCCCCCCAGCCCCCUGGCAGGGCCGAGUGAAGAACUGAGGAGUGUGUGGCUUGAGGUCCCCAUUUGUCCUCAGCCUGUGUGCCUAUAAAUUAAACAGAUUAACUGAGCAA